Messenger RNA from Engraulis encrasicolus (European anchovy), 2177 nucleotides. It is a transcript of the gene tbx1, whose product is annotated as T-box transcription factor 1. Gene Ontology annotation, biological process: cell fate specification; positive regulation of DNA-templated transcription; regulation of transcription by RNA polymerase II. NCBI's taxonomy places the organism in Eukaryota, Metazoa, Chordata, Actinopteri, Clupeiformes, Engraulidae. Gene Ontology annotation, molecular function: RNA polymerase II cis-regulatory region sequence-specific DNA binding; DNA-binding transcription factor activity, RNA polymerase II-specific. The transcript is spliced from 8 exons. The record is from RefSeq and is a predicted model, not a curated record. Gene Ontology annotation, cellular component: nucleus. The coding region runs from base 572 to 2125 and encodes 517 amino acids.
ACUUGAAAGCCGGACAUCCAUAGUGACGCUCACGUUUUGCCCUCUUUCAAUGUAAAUUCGGUACUGUGAUUGACAAGGUCCUAUUCAAAUAAAACAUCCCUUGGAAAGCCUGAACACUUUUUUUCUUGCACUGUAUGGAGGCGUGGAGCUCUCACUUUUGACAUUCUCCCUGCAGUAGCUGUUCCUCAAGGCAGACUAGCGAACUCCAAUGACAUCACCCGGCCACCGAAUGGGGGAAGUUCGCGUUUAAAGUCAGAAAACACUUUCUGUGGAGUGAGCUAUGUUUUCACACACUAAGACUUGUUUGGACGCAUCGGUUUAAUUGGAGCAUAAAACAGUUCUAAACCAGACAAUGCCGUGCUAAAUUCCGUGGGAAUAGUUUGUUAUUAAAACACCUUGAGUUCACUACACCGCCAACAAGCCCCCACCUCAACAACGCCAGUUUUAAGAUUGAGGUGCAGAACUGUUUGAGAACCGCGUUACUGAUGGCUGUUUGAACGCUUGCUCUGCGGAACUGCGGCGCGGGAGGGGAGCGACGGGAGACGGCUUCUCUGGACUUGAUUUCUCGCCUAUGGACGACAGCAGUCCCCUUUCUCCAAAGGCAAAUGCUUUCAGUAUUGCCUCUCUGAUUUCAGCUGCAGAGCAAGCAGGAAACACCACUUUUGACAAACCUUGCACUGGCCUGGACAAUCAAGACCACGAAACCUGCCACAGAUCCUUUAAAAUGCAUUACAGUACUGUCACAAGGGAGAUGGAAGCAAUAUCCAGUCCGUGGCUGACGCAGCUGUCCCAUUUUUGCGAUGUUGCAGCCUUCACGACCAGCAGCCUGAGCAGCCUCAAUACGCCAGGGAGUUAUCAUCUCUCGCCUUCCCCCGGGGACCCUUACAGCCAGCAUGACACCCACUUUGAGCCUUGCCCGGCGGCCCAACAUAGUUACAACUACACGGGGUCAAACCCGGUCCAGGCCCAACAGGGCGAGACUGGGACCUCGAACUGUUCGUCCUCGUCCUCGAGCUCCACGCCGAACAAGAACCUGGUGAAAAAGAACCCUAAAGUGGCCAACAUUAACGUUCAGCUGGAGAUGAAAGCUCUUUGGGAUGAAUUCAAUCAGCUUGGAACCGAGAUGAUUGUAACCAAAGCUGGCAGGCGAAUGUUUCCAACGUUUCAAGUGAAAAUCUUUGGAAUGGACCCAAUGGCAGACUACAUGCUCUUAAUGGAUUUCCUCCCGGUCGACGACAAACGUUACAGGUAUGCGUUCCACAGCUCCUCGUGGCUGGUGGCAGGCAAGGCUGACCCCGCAACUCCCGGUAGAGUUCAUUACCACCCCGACUCCCCAGCCAAGGGCGCACAGUGGAUGAAACAGAUAGUCUCCUUCGAUAAGUUAAAGCUUACCAACAAUUUAUUGGAUGACAAUGGACAUAUAAUUCUAAACUCCAUGCACAGAUACCAGCCUCGAUUCCACGUAGUAUAUGUGGAUCCUCGAAAGGACAGCGAGAAGUAUGCUGAGGAGAAUUAUAAAACGUUUGUUUUUGAGGAGACGAGAUUCACGGCCGUCACAGCAUACCAAAACCACAGGAUAACGCAACUAAAAAUAGCCAGCAAUCCCUUUGCAAAGGGCUUCAGGGACUGUGAUCCAGAGGAUUGGCCCAGGAACCACAGGCCUGGUUCUCUGCCAAUCAUGAGUGCCUUUGCCAGGACCAGAAACCCAAUGUCAUCCCCUCCUCAGCAAAAUGGAGAAAAAGAAGAUAGUCGACGUGAGUACGACCGCGACCCGACCGGCACGCCCAUCCACGGCGACCCGGCGCACCAGCUGAUGUCGCGGGUCCUCAGCCCUGCCCUGCCGGUCCCCGGGGGUCUCCACGCCGUGCCUCUGACCGCGGGGCCCCGAAGCCCGCCGCACGAACUCCGCAUCGAGGGCCACCCGCAGGGCCCCGACACGCUGCACCACCACCCGUACAAGUACCCCAGCACCUACGAACACUACCUGGGGGCCAAGACGCGGCCCUCUCCCUACCAGAUCCCCAGCAUCCGGGGCCACGGCUACCACCACCACAUGAACCCCUCGGCGGCCAACAUGUACUCAGCCACAAACGCGCCCGCCAAUUACGACUACGGGCCUCGGUAAUGGGGGCCCCCCGCCUCUACAGACACAUCACCACACACGCGCGCGCGCGCAC